Molecule: messenger RNA, 348 nt
Organism: Staurois parvus
Lineage: Eukaryota; Metazoa; Chordata; Amphibia; Anura; Ranidae
Source: the annotation of a GenBank genome assembly
AGCCGAAGAUGUCGGCUCGGUCAUGUGUUUAGCUGUGUCCAAUCACAGCUGAUCACAUGGGACAUGUACACUAAUCAUCAGGGCACUGAUGAUCAGUGUGCCCUGAUGAUCAGUGUAGCCCCAGCAGCGCCACCUGUCAGUGUCCAUCAGUGCCAGCUGUCAGUGCUCAUCAGUGCCUACCAGUGCACAUCAAUGCCACAUAUCAGUGCCCAUCUGAGCUGCCUUUCAGUGUCACCCAUCAGUGCCAGUCAGUGCCACCUAUCAAUGCCAAUCAGUGCCACCUAUCAGUGCUGCCGAUCAGUGCCACAUAUCAGUGCCAGACAGUGCCACCUAUCAGUGCCAAUCAGU